This is a messenger RNA of Musca domestica (house fly), 357 nucleotides long. It is a transcript of the gene ox, whose product is annotated as cytochrome b-c1 complex subunit 9. Bases 103 to 270 code for a protein of 55 amino acids. Gene Ontology annotation, biological process: mitochondrial electron transport, ubiquinol to cytochrome c. The record is from RefSeq and is a predicted model, not a curated record. Lineage: Eukaryota; Metazoa; Arthropoda; Insecta; Diptera; Muscidae. The transcript has 2 exons.
ACUUGCUUAAUCGACUUAAGUAUCCCUAACUUCAUCGGACACGCAAAAAUUUUCUUGCGAGCAUUUCUGUUUUGUGUACAAAUUUAUUCAUAGAUUCCCAAAAUGAAGGUUAUCUACAACACAUUGUUCAAAAGGACCUCCACCUUUGCCGUGGUUUGCAUCGGUUCAGCUUUCUUCUUUGAACGUGCUCUGGAUGUCGCUUCCGAAAGCUUCUUCGAGUCUGUCAAUAAAGGCAAAUUGUGGAAGGACAUCAAACACAAGUACGAAUAAGUUUGUAGCAGAAUUGUUAAGCACUAAGAAUAUUUGUAAAACCAAAACAAAAUGAAUAAAUUUUAAACAAUUUAUCGAAACAACAAA